AUGUGUGAAGAGGAAUGUAAAAUAGUUGAAAAACAAGCCACCAUAAACAUCGGAACAAUAGGGCAUGUGGCUCAUGGAAAAACAACCAUCGUACAGUGCAUCAGUGGGAUAAGCACAAUAAAAUACAAGGCAGAAUUAGAACGUAACAUUACAAUAAAAUUGGGAUAUGCAAAUGCAAAGAUAUAUGAGUGUGAGUGUCCAAGACCCCAAAAAUACUCAAGCGUGGCAGGCAAAUGCGGAACCUGUUCGACCCAAAGAAAAUUAGUACGACAUGUCAGCUUUGUUGACUGUCCAGGACACGAUGUCUUGAUGGCAACAAUGCUCACCGGAACAGCGAUCAUGGAUGCAGCGCUUCUUCUUGUUGCUGCUAAUGAGCCAUGCCCUCAAUCGCAGACUACAGAGCAUCUCUUUGCCGUUGAGGUAAUGAAUCUUAAGAAAAUAGUUGUUAUCCAGAAUAAGAUAGAUUUAGUUACGAAGGAGCAAGCCAUCGAACAGUAUGGCCAAAUAAAAGAAUUUCUUAAGACAUCACAGGUGGAGGGGCCAAUCGUGCCUGUUUCUGGGCAACUGAAUAUUAAUAUCGAUGCCGUUCUUGAUUAUAUUGUCAAUUAUAUUGAGGUACCUAAAAGAGAUAGAAAUGAGAAGGCAAAGAUGAUUAUCAUACGGUCAUUUGAUGUUAACAAGCCAGGUACAAAGAUAGAAGAUUUGAAUGGUGGCGUCAUUGGCGGAUCACUGGUUUCAGGAAUGCUGGGAAUAGGAGAUGAGAUAGAAAUUCGACCAGGACACUACUACAAAGACGGUGACGAGUUUGUGUGUAAGCCUUUUGUAACGAAUAUUACUAGUCUUAAAGCAGAGAAAACAGCACUAGACAAGGCCUAUCCAGGAGGGCUGAUUGGGGUUGGCACAAAUCUCGACCCAAGCUUCUGCAAGUCGGAUAGGAUUGUUGGCAUGGUGAUGGGUCUGAAGGGCACACUUCCGCCUGUCUACAGUGUGAUAACAGUUAGAUGCACACUAUUCCAGAAGACGGUGUCAGGCUCGAAGGAAAACCUGAAGGUAGACGAGUCUAUUUUGCUGAACAUUGGCAGCACAACGACUGGGUGUAAAUUAAUAGAGCUUCAAGAUGAAUCUGUUGCAGUUUUUGAUCUUUUAAAGCCGUGCUGCUGUGAGCAUGGCGAAAAGAUUGCAAUUUCUAGGAAAAUCAAAAAUAACUGGAGAUUGAUAGGAUAUGGAACAAUCUGUGAAGGAAAAGAAGUUAGACCAAGAUAUGAUUAA
Molecule: messenger RNA, 1269 nt
Organism: Vittaforma corneae ATCC 50505
Lineage: Eukaryota; Fungi; Microsporidia; Nosematidae
Product: small GTP-binding protein domain protein
Exons: 1
Coding region: 1-1269 (422 amino acids)
Biological process (GO): formation of translation preinitiation complex; positive regulation of translational fidelity
Cellular component (GO): eukaryotic translation initiation factor 2 complex; cytosol
Molecular function (GO): tRNA binding; GTPase activity; translation initiation factor activity
Source: RefSeq, a predicted model, not a curated record